Lactuca saligna is the source of this 998-nucleotide messenger RNA. The record is from the annotation of a GenBank genome assembly. NCBI's taxonomy places the organism in Eukaryota, Viridiplantae, Streptophyta, Magnoliopsida, Asterales, Asteraceae.
UUAUUUUUUCCUAAAACUUCUUUUCCCUUUCAAAAAAUAUCCCAAACACCCCCUUAUUUUUUCCCAAAACUUCUUUUCCCCUUCAAAAAAUAUCCCAAACACCCCCUUAUUCAGAUCAAAAAACGCUGUAUACGGCGUUCGGCGGUAUAAACAGUCGAGGAUCCGUCUACCUCAAAUCCAUAGACCGAGAAGGAAAAAGCCAUAAACUUGAAUAGGAAAAAACUGAGGCUGCCAUGACUACACUUCCUCUUGGAGAUGACAAACGCCCGAUUACAACGAUUCUCAUUUUCGCUGCCAUGGAUUCAGAAGCGCUUCCGGUUGUCGAACACUUCAAACUUUCACGAGAUGAUGGUACUUUGUUUCCAUUAAAUGUCCCUUGGAUCAGAUAUCAUGGUUGCUACAAGGAUCUUAAUCUAAAUGUCAUUUAUCCAGGGAAAGACCCCGACUUUGGGAUCAAUAGUGUAGGCACAGUUCCUGCAUCUCUUGUGACUUAUGCUUCUAUUCAAGCACUGAAGCCUGAUCUUUUAAUAAAUGCUGGCACUGCUGGUGGCUUUAAAGUGAAAGGAGCAUGCAUAUUUGAUGUGUACCUAGUAUCAGAUCUUGCAUUUCAUGAUAGACGGAUUCCCAUUCCAGGUCCUGAUAGAUAUGGAAUUGGCUUACGAAAGAGUUUCCCCACACCAAAUCUUGUGAAAGAGCUUAAUCUAAAAGUUUGUAAAUUAUCUACGGGAGAUUCAUUAGACAUGUCUCCACAAGAUGAAAAAUGUAUCUUCGCCAAUGAUGCAAUAAUUGUAGAUAUGGAGGGAGCAGCUUUGGCUUACGUGUCUAGUCUCAUGAAAGUCCCUUCAAUAUUUAUAAAAGGUGUAUCAAAUUUUGUUGAUGGUGAAAAAUCGAUUCAUGAAGAAUUUAAAGAGAAUUUACAAGCAACUGUUGUGGAAAUUCGUGAUGUAGUUGCGCGUGUUGUUGAAUUUAUUAAUGGUAAAUGUCUUUAUGAACUAUGA